Trichoderma aggressivum f. europaeum is the source of this 558-nucleotide messenger RNA. RefSeq lists its product as uncharacterized. The record is from RefSeq and is a predicted model, not a curated record. NCBI's taxonomy places the organism in Eukaryota, Fungi, Ascomycota, Sordariomycetes, Hypocreales, Hypocreaceae. The coding region runs from base 1 to 558 and encodes 185 amino acids. Gene Ontology annotation, cellular component: membrane. The transcript has 4 exons.
AUGCAGACCGAAAUGCUCAUUUCACUGGCUGCCGCUCCCUGCGGUGACAGUUGGCAAAGCGUAAUUGGAACGUCUGUCGAAAUCGAAAAGAUCGAAAGAGGCAUCGUCUCCGAAGCAGACCGAGAAACCAAGAGACGCGAGGCACAGCAUUACAAGAGAUCUUCGUUUAGCGAGGGCGGCCGAUUCUGCCUUUUUCUUUACAUCAUGACCCCUCAAGAGUGUAUUAAAAAAUUCGUAACCGAACAUCCCAUCGAAGCGGCGACUCUACUUGGCGGAAUAACCGUCACCGCUGCCCCUGUGGUCGUUGCCGCUCCCUUCUUGGGCGGACUUGGCUUUGGAGCUGCUGGUGUAGCACAGGGCUCUCUGGCUGCAGCCAUUCAAGCGAGCUUUGGCCCCAUUGCGGCAAAGAGUCUGUUUGCCGUUUUGCAGAGUGCAGGAGCUGGAGGGAUGGGAAUGGCUGCUGUGAAGACGGCCAUUCAAGCUGCUGGAGGAGCGAUGACUGCAGGGCCCGUACACACGCUUCUGCAAUGCUUGAGCAGCAAUGCCACAGCAACGUGA